UAUUCACUGUGAGGCUCUACAUCGAAACGCAAAAGGAGUUGUGUGAGGAUAUAACUGAAGAUCAAACAUACGUUUUACACUGGAACUAAGUAAAAUUCUGGAAACUCAUAUUGCAUAUAAAACUAAGAUAGCUGAACUAACCAAGCAGAAGAGGGUCCUGUUUUUUUCACCGUGAUGUGAGCAGAACCUGGAUCGCCAGUCGAACUCGACAUGUAUGACAAGAACCACAAAAGCAAUGAGCUGGAUGUGUUCUCCAAUGCCAGUGGGGCAGAGGGUGGAGGAGAGGAGGAGGCAGAAGAGGAGGAGGGUGAGGGAGAUAACACAGGAGAAGACGAGAAGACAGCGCUGCCUUGGCAGGACUCAGAGAAGAUCAAUGGAAAUGGAGGGAUGAAGAUGAACAGAACAGACACACUCAACUCCACCACCAGCUCUACUGGCACACAACGUAAGAAAGGCCAGCAUGCCAAGAAGCAGGUGCAGGGUGCUGCUACAGUUCAGCGAGCUCCACGAGCACUCUUCUGCCUCCAUCUCAACAACCCUAUCCGCAGGGCAGCACUCUCUAUAGUAGAGUGGAAGCCCUUUGAUAUAUUCAUCCUGCUUGCUAUUUUUGCCAACUGUGUGGCUUUGGGCGUGUCCAAACCCUUCCCUGAGGAUGACUCCAAUGCCACCAACCAUGACCUGGAGCAAGUGGAAUACGUAUUUCUGAUCAUCUUCACUGUUGAGACCUUUCUGAAGAUCCUGGCAUAUGGAUUAGUCAUGCACCCCAGCUCCUACAUCCGCAAUGGCUGGAAUCUCCUGGACUUUGUCAUCGUAAUUGUGGGACUGUUCAGCGUGGUCCUGGAGACAAUGACUCACAAGCCAGGUGAAGCUCAUCACAUGGCAGGCAAGCCGGGUGGGCUGGAUGUGAAGGCUCUCAGAGCAUUCCGAGUUCUGCGGCCGCUGCGGCUGGUCUCAGGAGUUCCUAGUCUCCAAAUUGUGCUGAACUCCAUUAUGAAGGCAAUGGUGCCCCUGCUCCACAUCGCCCUGCUGGUUUUGUUUGUUAUCAUCAUCUACGCCAUCAUCGGUCUAGAGCUUUUCAUCGGCAGGAUGCACAAAACCUGUUACUACAUUGGCACAGACAUCAAUGUUGAGGAUGAUCCUGUGCCAUGUGCAUUUGCGGGUCAUGGACGCCAGUGUCUGGUGAAUGGGUCUGAGUGCAGGGGCAAGUGGGAGGGGCCCAAUGGUGGCAUCACCAACUUUGAUAACUUCUUCUUCGCCAUGUUGACCGUCUUCCAGUGCAUUACCAUGGAGGGCUGGACCGAUGUGCUAUACUGGAUGAAUGAUGCUAUAGGGUUUGAGUUACCUUGGGUUUACUUUGUCAGUCUGGUCAUCUUCGGCUCCUUUUUUGUGCUCAAUCUGGUGUUGGGUGUGCUGAGUGGAGAGUUCUCCAAGGAGAGAGAGAAGGCGAAGGCUCGUGGGGAUUUUCAGAAGCUGCGUGAGAAGCAGCAGAUGGAGGAAGACCUGUGUGGAUAUAUGGAGUGGAUUACACAGGCUGAAGAUAUGGACGAGGACGACGAGGAUGGCAGCAGACGUCUCACUCUGGGGGACCUGGCUGACAAGAAGAGAGGAAAAUUUGGCUGGUUCAGUCAUUCCAAUGAAACUCAUGCAAGUCUGCCUGCCAGUGAGACAGCAUCUGAAAAUACAGAGAAUAUUGAUGAAGAGCACAAUGACUGCUGCACAGUCUGCUGCACUCGGAUAAUGAAAAAUCCACUGUGCCGGACAAUGCGUCGCUGGAAUCGUGCCUGCCGCAGGAACUGUCGUGUGGCAGUGAAGUCUGUCACCUUCUACUGGCUGGUGUUACUCCUGGUUUUCCUUAACACUGUCACCAGUGCCUCUGAGCACUACAACCAACCUGAGUGGCUCACGCAGGUCCAGGAUAUUGCCAACAAAGUACUGCUGUCUCUCUUCACUGUGGAGAUGUUGCUGAAGAUGUACAGUCUCGGCCUGCAGGUGUACUUUGUGGCAUUUUUCAACCGCUUUGACUGCUUUGUGGUUUGUGGGGGGAUCAUGGAGACCAUCCUGGUGGAGCUGGAGAUCAUGCCCCCCCUGGGCAUCUCUGUGCUGCGCUGCGUGCGCCUUCUGAGGAUAUUCAAAGUCACACGUCACUGGACAGCUCUUUCCAACCUUGUGGCCUCACUGCUGAAUUCAAUGAAGUCCAUUGCCUCCCUGCUGCUCCUCCUCUUCCUGUUCCUCAUCAUCUUUGCCCUGCUGGGGAUGCAGCUCUUUGGCGGGAAGUUCAACUUUGACGAGACACAGACCAAGCGCAGCACCUUCGACACCUUCCCACAAGCCCUACUCACCUGCUUCCAGAUCCUGACUGGUGAGGACUGGAAUGUGGUGAUGUAUGAUGGAAUCAUGGCAUAUGGAGGCCCCUACUUCCCUGGGAUGAUUGUCUGUAUUUACUUUGUCAUUCUGUUCAUCUGUGGAAACUAUAUCCUGCUCAAUGUCUUCUUGGCUAUUGCUGUGGAUAACUUGGCUGGAGGAGAUGGCGAUGACAAAAAGAAAGAAGACAAGAAAGAGGAGGAGAGUGAAGAGAUUAAGGUUGAUAUGGAUGAAUAUGAGGAAGAAGAAGAGCCAGAGGAGGGUGAGGAGGGAGAGGAAGGGGGGAACCAGCUGAAUAUUAAUGUAGCUGACUUUGCCCCACCCAAAGAAAAAGUCGUUCCUAUUCCUGAGGGUAGUGCCUUCUUCUGUCUCAGCAAGACAAACCCGUUCAGAGUUGGGUGCCACACCCUGAUUCAUCACCACAUCUUCACCAACCUCAUUUUGGUCUUCAUCAUCCUCAGCAGUAUCUCAUUAGCUGCAGAGGAUCCAAUCAGAGCACACUCCUUUAGGAACAAUGUCCUGGGCUAUGCUGACUAUGCCUUUACAUCCAUAUUCACCGUGGAAAUCUUACUGAAGAUGACUGUACAUGGUGCUUUUUUACACAAGGGCUCUUUCUGCAGGAACUGGUUCAACCUUUUGGACUUGUUGGUUGUUAGUGUGUCACUGGUGUCCUUCUUUCUGCAUUCAAGUGCAAUCUCUGUAGUGAAGAUUCUCAGGGUUCUGCGGGUGCUCAGACCUCUUCGAGCCAUUAACAGAGCCAAGGGCCUCAAGCACGUGGUGCAGUGUGUCUUUGUGGCCAUCAGGACCAUUGGAAACAUCAUGAUUGUCACAACGCUACUGCAGUUCAUGUUCGCCUGCAUUGGAGUGCAGCUCUUCAAGGGUAAAUUUUACCGCUGCACUGAUGAAGCAAAACAUACCCCAGAGCAAUGCAAGGGGACUUUUGUUGUCUACAAAGACGGAGAUGUGACCCACCCUAUGGUGAGGGAGAGAAUUUGGCAGAACAGCGACUUCAACUUUGACAACGUGCUGAUGGGCAUGAUGGCACUCUUCACUGUGUCUACAUUUGAAGGCUGGCCUGCACUUCUGUAUAAGGCCAUUGAUGCUAAUGGUGAGAACCAAGGUCCCAUCUAUAAUUACCGUGUGGAGAUCUCCAUCUUCUUCAUCGUCUACAUCAUCAUCAUUGCUUUCUUCAUGAUGAACAUCUUUGUGGGAUUUGUCAUCAUCACCUUCCGUGAACAAGGGGAGCAGGAAUACAAAAACUGUGAGCUGGACAAGAACCAGAGGCAGUGUGUAGAGUAUGCCCUCAAAGCCCAGCCUCUGAAGCUUUACAUCCCUAAAAAUCCAGUCCAGUACAAGUUCUGGUCCAUAGUGAACUCCACAGCCUUUGAGUACAUUAUGUUUGUUCUGAUCCUGCUGAACACCGUGACACUUGCUGUGCAGCACUAUGAACAGUCCAAACCUUUCAACUACACCAUGGAUAUCCUGAACAUGGUCUUCACAGGACUUUUCACCAUUGAAAUGAUCCUAAAAAUUCUGGCCCUCAGGCCCAGGCAUUAUUUUAUUGAUGCCUGGAACUCCUUCGAUGCUCUAAUCGUGGUGGGCAGUGUGGUGGACAUUGUGGUCACAGAAUUUAGUAGUUCUGAGGACAGUUCUCGAGUAUCCAUCACUUUCUUCCGCUUAUUUCGAGUGAUGCGAUUGGUUAAGUUGCUUAGCAAAGGGGAGGGCAUUCGAACGCUGCUAUGGACAUUUGUAAAAUCUCUCCAGGCCCUACCAUAUGUUGCCCUCCUCAUUGCUAUGAUCUUCUUCAUUUAUGCUGUCAUUGGCAUGCAGACUUUUGGGAAAAUAGCCAUGCGGGACCACACCCAAAUCAACAGAAACAACAACUUUCAGACCUUCCCACAGGCGGUACUGCUGUUGUUCAGAUGUGCUACAGGGGAGGCAUGGCAGGAGAUCAUGCUGGCCAGCCUGCCAGGGAAACUGUGUGACCCGGAGUCUGACUAUGAGCCAGGAGAGGAGUACUCAUGUGGGAGCAACUUUGCCAUCGUUUACUUCAUCAGUUUCUUCAUGCUCUGUGCUUUUCUGAUUAUUAAUUUGUUUGUUGCGGUCAUCAUGGACAAUUUUGACUACCUGACACGGGAUUGGUCCAUUCUUGGCCCCCAUCACCUGGAUGAGUUUAAACGGAUCUGGUCUGAAUAUGAUCCUGAGGCCAAGGGUCGCAUUAAGCACUUGGAUGUGGUGGCAUUGCUGCGCAGAAUUCAGCCUCCAUUGGGUUUUGGCAAACUGUGUCCUCACCGUGUUGCUUGCAAGAGGCUGGUGGCAAUGAACAUGCCUUUGAACUCUGAUGGCACAGUGACCUUUAAUGCCACGCUGUUUGCACUGGUUAGAACUGCUCUGAAGAUUAAAACAGAAGGAAACCCAGAGCAGGAGAAUGAGGACCUUAGGGUCAUCAUCAAGAAAAUCUGGAAACGCAUGAAACCCAAAAUUCUGGAUGAAGUCAUUCCACCACAUGAGGAGGAGGAGGUGACUGUAGGUAAAUUCUACGCCACCUUCCUGAUCCAGGACUAUUUCAGGAAGUUCCGCAAGAGAAAAGAGAAAUGUGGACUGGGGGAGCCAGAUGUCAACAACUCUUCUGCUCUGCAGGCAGGGCUGCGGACCCUACAGGACCUGGGGCCAGAGAUGAGACUGGCCAUGUCCUGUGACCUAGAAGAGGAGGAGGAAGAGGAGUUACUGGAGGAGGAGCAAGAAGAAGACAUAGCUCAUUUCAAGAAAAAUGGUGUGUUUGCAAGUCCCAAUGACAUCAUCUCUAAAGAGAGACAUGGCUCUGUGGUUCCAUCCUCCCCCAGCACUCCAGGGCUGGCUCCAGCGGAGGGCUUGUCCAAUGGGGGGGUGUCUCACAAGUCUGUCAGCCUGCCCAAAACAGCCAAUGGAGGGGGUGUGAGGGAGCCUGAGGGCUCUGGAGGGCCUGAAGAAGACAGGCUUUCCUCUCACCAUCACCCCCCCCCAUCGUCAUCCCCCAAACAAGAAAGGAUUUAAGGACCUGCCACCCCAGGCUGUCUCUAACAGGCAAGUCAGAGCAGGACAUAAAUAAGCAGUGAAAACAUAAUUACAAAUACUGGAGCUGCUAUGGAUAUAGCAGACAAACCCACAGCCUACAUUUACAUAGACACAUGUAAUUUUACUUUUCUUUACCUAAUUACUGCUCAUAAUAAUGAACAAUGGUAUGACAAUAGACACCAAAAUCCAGUUAGAUCUGUUUCAUGUGAAAUAUUAUGGUAAGAGGCAGCGUAAUCAAACUGAUACAAAUGAAUGAAGCUAUUUCACAUGUGUAAAGAUGUAUAAAGUAUAAUUUUCUGCUAUAUAGCUUCCACAGUGGUACAAUGAGAAAUAAAAGGCUGGGGUAAGAUGCAGACUGAAGACCCACCCCUUCAGACUGCAUCUCGAUCCCACUUCAGU
Messenger RNA from Megalops cyprinoides (Indo-Pacific tarpon), 5814 nucleotides. Its product is annotated as voltage-dependent L-type calcium channel subunit alpha-1D-like. Gene Ontology annotation, biological process: calcium ion import across plasma membrane. Bases 211 to 5394 code for a protein of 1727 amino acids. The transcript is spliced from 42 exons. Gene Ontology annotation, cellular component: membrane; voltage-gated calcium channel complex. The record is from RefSeq and is a predicted model, not a curated record. Lineage: Eukaryota; Metazoa; Chordata; Actinopteri; Elopiformes; Megalopidae. Gene Ontology annotation, molecular function: high voltage-gated calcium channel activity.